AUGGAGGAAAGCCUAUCUAGCACAAGAUGGUUAACUUCCAGGGUGGAGAUCAAAGUCAAGGUGAUCAACGCCCGGAUGUCAAAGGGCCGAGCAGAGGACAAUUACAAUGGCUGGUUGGGCGAUCAGGCUCAACCGAAAUUGCUUGUUCUAGAACAUGGCUACAAGAAUGAUCCAAGCAGUGCAGAAGCAAAGAGGGGCGUGGAUUUACCAUAUGACACGGCACUAAUAUCCAGUGGUUAUACUCCUGACAAUCCUGCUGAAGUGGGAAACAAAAUCUAUGAGAUGAUGGUCAUUGCACUUGGUGGAAGGUGGGGAAGAACAGACUCACUGGGAGCAGCAGAAGAAGCUGAUGCCGAGGCAACAAGCUCUGAGGGCAGCUUUGAGACAGUAGAGGCAGAGGUGGUCGAACCAUCAGAAGUGAGGACAGAGGAUGAUCCUUGGAAGGAUUAAAUCGAUUCCUUGAGAUUAUUUGUGGAUUAGGCAAAGGUGAUGAGAAGGGGCCAAGGUGAUGAGAAAGGGAGUAGUGUAGGUUGAGGGUAUUAAUUUUGUCAUAACGAUCAGCGAGA
Molecule: messenger RNA, 566 nt
Organism: Zingiber officinale
Lineage: Eukaryota; Viridiplantae; Streptophyta; Magnoliopsida; Zingiberales; Zingiberaceae
Product: heat shock protein 90-5, chloroplastic-like
Exons: 3
Coding region: 1-450 (149 amino acids)
Biological process (GO): protein folding
Molecular function (GO): ATP binding; ATP hydrolysis activity; ATP-dependent protein folding chaperone
Source: RefSeq, a predicted model, not a curated record